Molecule: messenger RNA, 1098 nt
Organism: Stereum hirsutum FP-91666 SS1
Lineage: Eukaryota; Fungi; Basidiomycota; Agaricomycetes; Russulales; Stereaceae
Exons: 2
Source: RefSeq, a predicted model, not a curated record
CUCUCCAUCACCGCCUCACAACAUCCCUCGCCCACCGUCGUCCCCGCGUCUUGCACCUAUCAUUUCCCAUCGUCCGCCACGACGACCGACGACGAUGCAGUUCGACCAGGUCUAUCACAAGCGCGAGCCUGACCUCGCGGAUGCGUUGGCCUAUAACACACACCCCGGCGCCGGCCCAUACCUGGCUUCCAAUUCGGCUGCGAAUUCGGCUUCUUUCCACCACCAGCACCACCACCACGACGCCACCAACACCAUCGACCCUUACGCCCACCAACACCACCCACACGCGUCCUCCAACACCCACCACUCCUCCUCUUUGCCGAUCCAGUAUCCCGGCUCGGACUCAUACCCCGACUAUAGCGGCAUCUCCUCCAAGGCAGCACCCCUCGCGGAGUUCGAGUAUGCGCCGUCGUAUUAUCAGCCCGGGUCCUCGAACAGUUCGACGUACGGAGGUGCGGAAGGGUACGAUGGGUAUGGCGGAUCAGGAGCGUACGAGCAUGCGAGCAACGUGCAGGACGUGCAGGACAGCACCACACAGGCGCAGUGGGGCUACCCGAGCCCUGUCUCGACGACUGGGAACGGUAUGAAUGACAGAGACAUGUUUGCUUCCGUCUCAUCCUCCUCCCCGUCCUCCUUCCUUGCCAACGCCAUCUCCUACCCUCCCUCGCACGACAACAACAACACCCAAGCGUCAUACACACACUCCCACCAGCCAUACCCCCGGUCCGACGUCCAACCCAUCCCCGUCACACCGACACCGACCGCCUUCUCCACUUACGAUUCCUAUUCCCAACACUCGCAGUCCCAGUCCCCACCCGACAGCACCGGCAUCCCCAUUCCCAACGCUCAUGCAGCAUGGAACCAGCCCACGCCGCCUCUCACCUCCAGUGGCUCCGACAGUCUCAGCAUCAGUUCCGGCUCGUCGCCUUCUUCGUCGCAUGGCCAUCCCCUCGCACAGGACGACGUCACGAUCCCGCACCAGCACCAGCACAAGUCGUGGACGCCGUCUGUGCCUGGGUACGAUGUUAGCUCGGGGUAUAUGAUGGGUGGGUUGGAUAUGAGAGGUGUGGAAGGGAAUGCGAAUGCGAUUGCGAUGGA